CUGGGACGGACGGACGGAGCGGGGAAGCAAACUACAAAUGCACAACCAUAUAAGUAAAUUGACUUGAAAUCAAGGAAUCACGGAAAAGUGUCCGUCGGAGAGAAUUUUGAGAUUUUUUUUGGAUAACGUGCAGCGUUGCAACGGAUCGACAGCGCGAGCACAUGUCGUGCAUUUAGCUAAUCGCCUCGUUGCAUGAACUUUCACUGUGGAUGUGGACGUGGAAACUGUGGCAAACUAACCACAACUACGCCGGUGGCGGGGAAUGGUACGUCGGUAUCGUGGUAAUAUAUAUAUAUACAUAUAUUGUAAAGCAGUCUUCAGUCCCACAACGCUGUCAGCGAGCGUCGGCCGAAAGUCCGCUGGGCCGACAUGGAGAGUCAGGAUGAGAGGCAGAGCAGCCCCGCGAAGUCCGACAGGAGCUUCUGCCUGAGCUACGUCGGCUGGUCCUCGCUGGACAGGCGGACCACCCUGCCCAUGCUGCCGUGGCUAGUGGCCGAGAUCCGCCGGAGGAGCGAGAAGGGCGACUGCAGCCCCGUGGUGCAGCCGAGGGAAGUCCAGCUGGUCCUCAACCCCCCUUUCCUCCGAUGUGUCCCCUCCGGCAGCAACAACUCCUCCGUUUUCAUAUUCGAGCACAAGGCACAGCUCGUCUCGCGCUUCAUCCACAACAGCAACGACCUGACCUAUUUCGCCUAUCUCCUGCGGGGCCAGCCCGACAACCCCGAGUCCGAGAUGUCCUGUCACGUCUUUAAGGCCCGCGACCCCAACCAGGUCCCCGAGGUGAUCAGCAGUAUUCGCCAGGUGUCCAAAUCAGCCCUAAAGGAGGACGCCAAGCCUAAACCGGAAGCUGACGAGGCCUUCUACAACUCCCAGAAGUAUGAAGUGCUUUACUGUGGCAAGGUGACAGUUGGGCACAAGAAGGCUCCAUCCACCCUCAUCGAUGAUUGCAUCGAUAAGUUUCGUCAGCAUGAGGUUGAGCGCAAGCGCCUGCGACUGCUCAACGGUCAGCGAGGGUCCACGGAGAGUGGCCCUGUGGAGUUCCUCAUAGGGGGAGAAGGAGACCCACUCUCCUCUGUUCUGAAUCAGGGUAUAGAAGACCUUGAUGUCCCUGGAGUGGAGGACAUGACUGGAGGUGGAGCUAAAGGCCUCUCCAGCAGCGCCAGUCAAAGCAGCCUGCGAGGAGCGUUCCCGGAGUGCAUCCUGGAGGACUCUGGAUUUGAGGAGCCUCAGGAGUUUCGCACGCGCUGCAGCAGCCUGGCAGGGAGUCUGCAAAAGAAGCCGGGGGAAGGUGUCAUGUUGGGUCCCACGCGCCGCAGACAUGCUAGCGCACCAAACCAUGUUCAGCCGUCUGAUGCAGACAAGAACCGCACUAUGCUCUUCCAGGUGGGGCGUUUUGAAGUAAACCUCAUAAGCCCAGACAGUAAAACAGUGGUGCUGGAGAAGAACUUCAAAGAUAUCUCAUCCUGCUGUCAGGGUAUCAAGCAGACUGACCAUUUUGGAUUCAUCUGUCGGGACCAAUCAGAGUCUGGUCCCAGUCAGUAUGUUUGCUACGUUUUCCAGUGUGCCAGUGAGUCCCUGGUAGAUGAGGUGAUGCUGACGCUGAAGCAGGCCUUCACUACAGCAGCAGCCUUACAAAGCAACAAAACCCAGAUCCAGCUAUGUGAGGCCUGCCCCAUGCAUGAUCUUCACAAGCUCUGCGAGCGGAUUGAAGGUCUCUACCCACCCAGAGCAAAGCUAGCCAUCCAAAAAUAUCUGUCCCAGCUCACUGACAAUGAGCAGGCAGAGAUUUUUGAGCGAGUUCAGAGAUUGAAGCCUGGGUCAGACCAAGAAGAGAAUGAGCUGGUGAUUCUCCAUCUGAGACAGCUCUGUGAAACCAAACAAAAGUCCCAUCUUCACAUUGGAGAAGCCCCUCAGAAUGCAAUAAACAACUCGGCAGCAGGAGAUGGGACAGCCACCAGCAGUCGCUUCAAACUUGAUAUUCUCAAGAAUAAAGCACGCACCUCCCUCACCAACUCUCUAGAGAACAUCUUUGCAAGGGGUGCCAGCCGAAUGCGGGGCCGCUUGGGAAGCAUGGGAAACAUUGGCAGUUUUGAAAGACAGGAUGAGGAAUCGCCUGGUCACUCCCCUCCAGGUUCCCCUCCUGCUUUCCCUGACGACGACCCGGAGGGCGGCCUGCAGUUCCGUCGGCGCGCCCACACCUUCAGCCAUCCACCUGUGAAGAAGCGCAUCUCUUUCGAGGGACAGCUGGCCGGCCAGAACAGACAGGCUCCGCUGCGCAGACAGCAGUCUAUUAACCCAGAACUGCUGCAGAGCAGUCCCGUGGCUGUCCCGAGAACGCGCAGCGUUUCGGAAAGCGAGUCCUCCUUCAGCCUCCCCUCCUCCUUCUCCGCUCCCAUUUUCCUGAAAAGCUUUUACCAGGGCUCACUGGGCUCCCUGAGCUCCCUGGCAGACAGUGGGAACUUCAAGAGCAAUGGGGAAGGCAGGAAGAGGACACUGUCUGGCUGCAGCAGUGACUCAGUGAGUGGAGGUCUCCCUCAGACCCCACGCAGGGUCUCCUGGAGACAGAAGAUCUUCCUGAGGGUCGCCUCGCCUAUGAACAAGCCGUCUGCAUCCAUGCAUCACCCAGACCACUCUGAUACAAAGGAGCUGUUGCCUCUCUCUCCUCGCACCUUGGACUCAAGUCUGGACCCUUUGGGGCAUCUGCUACCGCUGACUGGUGACCCCCUGUCGGGGGAGAGGCCUAAGAAGACGGGGUCUGACUACCGGGCCCUCUGGAAGACUGCCAUCCACCAGCAGAUCCUCCUGCUGCGCAUGGAGAAGGAGAACCAGAGACUGGAGGAAGCGAGCAGAGAUGAGCUGCACAUCCGCAAGAUGAAGCUGAACUACGAGGAAGUGGGCCAGUGCUCCAAAGAUGCGCAGGCAUUGUGGGAGAGAAAACUGACAGCCCCAGGCAGAACAACAGUCCCACAAGACAAGGAGGAGAUGUAUCGCGCACUCUGCCAAGGUGUUCUCAAGAGCAGGCGUGGGGAGGUCUGGUUGCUCCUUUCCCAUCAGCACCGGCUGCGUCACAGACUGCCCCAGCGUCAGCAUGCCCCGGACACCCCCUACCAUGACCUGCUGAAGCAGCUCACCGCACAGCAGCAUGCUAUUCUGGUGGAUCUAGGCCGGACCUUCCCCACCCACCAGUACUUCUCAGCCCAGCUCGGUGCAGGACAGCUUUCCCUUUACAACCUCCUGAAAGCCUACUCUCUGCUGGACACAGAGGUUGGCUACUGCCAGGGUAUCAGCUUUGUGGCUGGAGUGUUGCUGCUGCACAUGAGCGAAGAACAGGCCUUUGACAUGUUGAAGUUCCUGAUGUAUGACCUCGGCAUCAGGCGGCAGUACAGACCUGACAUGGUCUCUUUGCAGGUUCAGAUGUACCAGCUCUCCAGACUGUUACACGACUACCACCGUGAGUUGUACAAUCACUUUGAGGAGCACGAGAUCUGCCCCAGCCUCUACGCAGCACCGUGGUUCCUCACUCUCUUCGCCUCGCAGUUCCCCCUCGGCUUUGUGUCCCGCAUCUUUGAUUUUGUGUGUGCCCAGGGGACCGAAGUGAUCUUUAAAGUGGCCCUCUGUCUGCUGAGCAGCCAUGAGGGGGAGAUAGUGGAGUGUGAGAGCUUUGAGAGCAUUGUGGAUUAUCUGAAAACUACACUUCCCACCCUCACUCAGACACAGAUGGAGCAGACCAUUGCAAAGGUAAUGGAGAUGGACAUCUCCAAGCAGCUGCAUGCGUAUGAGGUGGAGUACCACGUCCUUCAGGAUGAGAUGUUAGAUGCCGGACCGUUGCCCGAUGACUCUGACCGGCUCGACAAACUAGAAAAGACAAAUGUGCAGUUAAAGAAACAGAACAUGGACCUGCUGGAAAAACUUCAGGCCGCACGACAGAAGAUUCAGACGCUGGAGACGAGCGUGGAGAACUUCCUUUCUCGGGAGAGCAAAAUGAAGCACAUGAUUCGCUCUCUGGAGCAGGAGAGGGCAGCUUACCAGAAGACCAUUGAACGCAUGCGCUCGUGCCUUCCCCCUGACACCCUGACAGAUGUGGAGAUGACCCAGAUCAAAACAGGACCCAACGGGAAAGCCAAAACUGCAGCCAAGAAGCCCUGAUGACAACCAGGGGGGCUGGCUGCUCUGGGCAGACGCACAGAAAGAGACUGAAGUGAACAAAUGGCGACUGCUUUAAUGGAAGGCUGCUGAGAUCCACAGCUAUUGUUGUACUGUUGCACAAGAGUGUCAGCGCUUUUUAAAUCGCAUGAUGUCUGGACUUGACACGAGCAGACUGUAUGGGAAUUAUCUACGUGAUAUUUUCGGGCAGAUAAUUGAGUGGUGGGAGGAUGGUUUCAUUUAUAUUAGCAAACCAACAGUUCUAUCAAAUCAGAGCUGCUGUUCUGUCUCAUCUGUUUCACUGCCAGUCUGAAGGUGAGAUCAAGAUGCACUGCAUCCUUCAAGAUGCACAGCAUCCUUCCCUAUUCAGAUCUCUGGGUAAUCACAGGGAUAUUUUCUAGAUUGACACAAGUGAGAAAUGUGCCUGCAUCUACAAAUCUUUUUGAGCACUGCCUUGAUGUAUUUACUACCAGUCUCAAUAGCACCAUAAAAGCAGUGAACAGAAGGUACAUGUUGGCAAACAAUCCUUUGAACCUCAGGUUCAACAUAUAGCCAUUACCAGUGUGCAUAAUCCUUGAGUUGAGACCCCCUUGUUUUUCUUUGUUUUGUUGAUCCUGUAUCAGUGAUGGAACCUCUGCCUCAGGCUAAUCACAUUGCUUUGUUUUUUCCUUUUAUUCACUUGAAAUGUUUGAGAAUGUAAUUUCCCUCCACAGAUCAUUGUGAUGAUAAUCUGUUUUUCACCGCAGAGGCAUCUGGACGCACGUCUGCCAUAUUAGACUUUAAAUUCCAGCAGAUGCAUACUGUCUUGUUGCUCAUCUCUCAGCACCACACCACUGCCUUCACGUGAGAGAUCUUUAGUGCUUGCACUUGCUGCUUUUAAGGAGGAAGUGUUUCUUCCAAAGCUCAGGCAGGAUGUGAGGUCGUCUGCCUUCUCAGCUUCCUGUGUGACUGACCGCGGUGUCGCUUCAUUUUAUCACAAUGUUCAGACACCGAGGCAGAGUUCAUGCUCCCCAGGAGGCACUGAAAAAUAGACGAAGGUUGAGCAGCAAUCUGAAUGUAUAUCACACGCUUCUGUUCCAAACGGCUGUAUGACUUUUUGUUUUUGUCAGCCGAAGGGCUGACAGAACAAGGAGCACCUCCUACUGUAGCAUCUGUAUGUGCGACUACAAGCAGCUAGUGUUGCAUGGCUCAAGAUUUCAAGACAACACAUAUCAGCAGUAGCAUUGUUGUUGGUUUCACGCAAAAUUCUGUAAAAAGUUUGCCGUGAAUCUCAAGGGUUUAGGUGAGCAGAGAGACUGCAAAGGAAAUAAGAAUGUAAAGACAUUUCAGUUUCCUUUUGAGUAGUAUACACAAUAUAUGUACAUAUAUGUGUCCCGGGUUCUGUCCUCAGUUUUGUUUUGUCCCAGCUCUCUGGCUGACUCAGCAUUGCCAGUUCUGAUUGAAAGCAGAACAGUACUGGGCUUUCAUAUAGCACCUGAACAUUAAAACCAACGUGAUAUCUGUCAGGACAAACAUCACUUACGAACAGUGUCUGUCAGUCUUCAUGUCCUUGUUGACAGGCUUUGGUGACAUAUUCAUGUCUCUUUCAGUGUAAAGCUUUUGUUCUCAAACUUAGGUCCUUUGGCACGCAAGGCAGUAUGUUUAUGUUUAGCAGUGAUGUGUAUUUGCAUAUAUCCAGAGCACUUGCCUACUUUUGCAAAGUUACUGGAGUUAAUUCACAGAAAGUUUGAUAGGUUGAUAAAUCCAGCCUGACGUUGCCUCUGAGGGUGAAACGGUCUUGUGGUAAUUGAGGUAACGUAAAAGUUUGUACCAAACGCCUCAUAAAUAUUAGAGAAACUGUCGCAUCUGAACAGCAGGGAUUCUCUCAACAGUUCAGCAAGUGAAAUAUAUCAAACAACUCAUCUUGAAAUCUCUUGAAGGAUACGUAGGAUACAGUGCUGCUGACAGCUUUUCUGCCUCUUUUUGCCUGUAUUUUGCUUUUGUAGAGUAUUCGUGCAUCUGAGAAAUUGACCAUUGAACCAAAGAUUUGGAUGUUUUUCAAAAAUGAAUGAAUGUGAUAAUGUCAUUACCUUUUUGUCACUACACCUGUUCAGCGUUCUUUAGGUUUGUACUAAGACAAGAGCUUGAAAAGAUACCAAAUAUUGGCGGUGAAAACUUGACAACAAAAAAACCAGACCAUAGGCAGACUUGUUUACUUAUCAUUACACAACGUUUAUUUCUCCUCAGCUUAAUAAGUAGUGCCAAAAGCUGACGAUGGCCUUUAUUCUCCAUUAAUCGGAGAUAUGAGACCGUUUUGUCGAUAUCUAAUGUAAAGCACUUGGUUGUAGUCAGUGAAGGUCUUUAUUUCACAUCAGGUGCUCUAAGUCCUGACUACUAAAUAGUGCUUGUAUCAAUGUGUUUUAAGAAAAAGACUGUCAACAUGAGGGCUACACAAAGGAACUGUCAUGAAUUCUUCAAUAAACCUCACCUUGCCUUCUUUUCUGUCUACUCAUGUCCGAAUGUCUUAUCUGCCCAGUAAGCUCUCAAAGAAAUCAUAUUCCCUUACUGCUCUACAAGGUAGCACUCCCAAGUGUAGGACGUAGCCGCAAGCUGAAAUGGUCUCUGUGUAGACGUAUUAUUGCGUAAAAGGUCAAGGUAGACUUCAACAGUUUUAGAGAGUCUAUCUAAAGGCCUUUUUAAGAAUUGUGCUUUUGUUAACGCCUUGGGCAAAAAGAACAACAGGUCUCUAUAAGAAAAAAUAUUCCACUGUGAAAAUUCAUUCUUUGUAGUGUAUCUCAAACAUUCAACCGAGAGUACAUUUGUGAACUAGCUGUAGUGAAUGAAAUAAAUAGUC
This is a messenger RNA of Xiphias gladius (swordfish), 6973 nucleotides long. RefSeq names its product TBC1 domain family, member 4 (gene tbc1d4). Lineage: Eukaryota; Metazoa; Chordata; Actinopteri; Istiophoriformes; Xiphiidae. The transcript is spliced from 24 exons. The coding region runs from base 370 to 4143 and encodes 1257 amino acids. The record is from RefSeq and is a predicted model, not a curated record.